This is a messenger RNA of Phaeoacremonium minimum UCRPA7, 1113 nucleotides long. RefSeq names its product putative set domain-containing protein. Gene Ontology annotation, molecular function: protein binding; protein-lysine N-methyltransferase activity. The transcript has 2 exons. The record is from RefSeq and is a predicted model, not a curated record. The coding region runs from base 1 to 1113 and encodes 370 amino acids. Gene Ontology annotation, biological process: peptidyl-lysine trimethylation; peptidyl-lysine monomethylation. NCBI's taxonomy places the organism in Eukaryota, Fungi, Ascomycota, Sordariomycetes, Togniniales, Togniniaceae.
AUGGAAGCUCAUGAGGAUCUGUUGAUAUGGGCAGAAGACCACGGUGUGACUCUGAACGGCAUCCGGCCUCAGCGUCUCCCAGGGCGCGGCUUCGGUAUUGUCGCUACGAAGAGCCAUGAGGCAGAUGAGGUGCUUCUGCAGGUACCCACAAAGGUCCUGCGCAGUCUUCACACCGUGCCCAAAUCCAUCUCUCGCAAGCUGCCAAAAGUGAGUGUUCACGCAGUUCUUGCUGCUGAUUUGGCGCUUGAUGAGUCGGACAAGUACAGCAAGUGGAACGCCGUACUUCCCACCAGAGAAGAUGUCAAGACGAUGCCUCUGCUGUGGAAUGGAAAGCUACAGGACUUUCUGCCCCGACGUGGGCAGGAGAUGCUCGCCAAGCAGGAGUCAAAGUUCAAGCAUCACUGGGAGAUCAUCUCCAAGGCAUUUCCGUCGCUGACGGAGGAGGACUACAAAUAUGCUUGGUUGCUGGUGAAUACUCGUACGUUCUACUACACUGACAAGAAGACUGAGAAGUUGCCCAAGGACGACCACAUGGUGUUGCAGCCGGUUGCUGACCUAUUCAAUCACGCGGAUACGGGUUGCGGCGUUGCAUAUGAUACCGAUGGUUUCACAUUCACCAGCAAGCGGGCGUAUGCCGUCGGAGAAGAAAUACACAUAUCCUACGGUGGACACAGCAACGAUUUUCUCCUGGUGGAGUAUGGCUUCAUCCUAGAGGAGAACCGCUGGGAUGAGGUGCGAAUCGACGAGGUUAUCCUGCCGGAGUUGACAAAUGCGCAGAAGGAGCAAUUAGAGUAUGUCUCCUUUCUGGGGAACUACGUGCUGGAUGCGCGCGAUGUCUGCCACCGAACACAGGUGGCCUUGCGCAUCAUGUGUCUUCCGUUAGGAGAAUGGCAAGACUUCGUAGACGGAGCAGACGAUUCAACAACGAAGCAGGCAAAGGUCGACCAAUUAUUGGUCAAGUUACUGAAGAAGUACGAAAAGACGAUCAAGAAGACGUUGACGGGGAUCAAGGGUGCAAAAGCCGGCAAUGAGAUUCAACGCCAGCUCCUGGAAGAUCGUUGGACACAAAUACAGACUCUUGUAGAGGCGACAGUCACACGUCUCAGUGUUUGA